UUUAAAUUUUGUCUCUGCUUUUUUGACAGAAUGGUCAGGGCAGGCUGUCCAGUCAUUCUGCUCCAUAUCUUCAGCAUCUUUGCACACACAAGAGGUAACACUCAGGAUACGCUGUAUCCAUAUGGACCUGGCCAUAGGGAUCUAGAGACUCCAAAGAUGGACGAUGGAAGUUCUCCUGAAAUUACUUUGCUCAUCCCCUUUGUUUUCUUCAAUAUCCCUUACCGCUCUAUCUAUGUCAACAACAAUGGUGUAAUCUCCUUCAACGUGCAGGUUAGCCAGUUCACACCAGAGGCUUUUCCCCUGAGUGACAGCAGGUCAUUUAUUGCUCCACUCUGGGCAGAUGUGCACAAUGGCAUCCGCGGAGAUGUGUACUACCGGGAGACCACCGAGCCAGAAAUUAUCGAAAGGGCAACACAAGAUGUCCGGAAGUAUUUCAAAAACAUGCCCACCUUCACUGCCACAUGGGUCUUUAUUGCAACAUGGCACCAAGUCACUUUCUAUGGAGGAAGCCAGACAACUCCGGUGAACACGUUCCAAACUGUACUCAUCUCAGAUGGCGUGGCAUUCUUCAGUAUGUUCAACUACGGCGAAAUCACAUGGAGCACAGGAACAGCCAGUGGUGGAGAUCCAUUAACAGGAUUGGGCGGUACAACAGCUCAGUCAGGUUUUAAUGGUGGAGAUAUUGGCCAUUUCUUCAACCUGCCGGGAUCGCGGUCAAAUGAUGUAGUGAACAUUGAACAGACAACUAAUGUAAAUAUUCCUGGGCGCUGGUUCUUCCGUGUAGACACUGAGCUGAUUAAUCCCGCCAAUGGCUGCAGCUACAAUGGCCGUUACUACAGACGGGGAGAGAUCUUUUGGCUGUCCGACAGAUGCUCACAGCGAUGUCGCUGCCUCGACAUCGAUAAUGAGGUGCAGUGUCAAGAGGCUCCGUGUGGGCAGCUUGAAACCUGUGAGCAGCUGGAAGGAGCCUUUUACUGCCAGCCCACUCGCACCAGCACUUGCGUGGUAUUCGGAGACCCCCACUAUCACACCUUCGACGGCUUCCUCUAUCACUUCCAGGGGACCUGCUCCUACCUGCUGGCUCGGCCCUGCUGGGAGGUGGCAGGGCUGCCCUUCUUCAGUGUGGAGGCCAAAAACGAGAACCGCGGAGCUGCCUCUGUUUCCUGGCUUAGAGAUGUCACAGUGGAGGUGUAUGGUCACCGAGUUACGCUGCCAAAAGGAAGUUUUGGAACAGUCCAGGUGGAUGGCUUGAUGAAGACUUUACCAGUCCAACUCCAGCUUGGUGCUGUCAGGGUGUACCAAUCUGGGGUUGCCAUUGCUUUAGAAACUGAUUUUGGACUCUUGGUAACUUACGAUGGCCAACAUUACGCAUCCAUCUCCCUCCCCAGCUCCUACUUCAACAACACUUGUGGCCUUUGCGGCAACUACAAUGAUGACCCUGCCGAUGAUCCCGUACUACCUGAUGGCACUCUGGCAGAAAGCGUGGUGGAGCUGGGAGGCAGCUGGAGAGCAGAGGACACGGACUGGAGGUGUACAGAUGGAUGUGCACAGAACUGCAGCAUCUGUGACCCUCUUACAGAAGCUUUCUACUUUCGGUCUGACUACUGUGGGUUAAUUAACAAAACUGAUGGACCAUUCAGGGACUGCAGAGCUGUUGUGGAUCCUACAGCCUUUGUGUACAGCUGCGUUUAUGACAUGUGCAGCAACAAGGAUAACAUCACUACUCUAUGCCAGGCCAUCCAGGCCUAUGCUCUGGCUUGUCAGGCCCUUGGUGUCACAAUACGACCUUGGAGAUCUCGCACCUUCUGUGCUUGGUCAUGUCCAGACUUCAGCCAGUAUCAAGUGUGCACAAGCGCCUGUCCAGCUUCCUGCUCAGACCUCACCGCUCCCUUGUACUGUGCUCAUCCUUGCACUGAGGGCUGCCAGUGUGACCCAGGCUAUGUUCUCAGUGGCAGCCGCUGUGUACAGCGCGAAGACUGUGGCUGUGAGCAUAAUGGCCUCUAUUACCCCCUUAAUGCAACUUUCUGGGUAGGUCCCAGCGGUGAAGAAGGUGAAUGUACCCUCCGGUGUACCUGUGGGCCUGCUGGGGAAGUUUCUUGUUUCAAUGAGUCCUGUAAGGAGGGUGAGGUGUGUAAGGCAGAGGUUGGCCUGCUGGGUUGCUACCCUCGAAGAGAAGGAGUUUGCUCAGUCACCCAAAACUCAGUGACAUCCUCCUUCGAUGGCACCUUCCUGCCUUUCCCAGAUGACAGCUCUUACUACUUACUGAAGCUGUGCGCUCCAGUGCCAGCCAACGGCUCGAUGGUGGAGGUGAAGCUAGGCCGGCGGUUGGUCAACAAAGGGCCCGCUUGGAAAAGACCUGUGGUAGUUACACUAGCUAAUGUGGAGGCACAGAUGGGAGGGUUGGAUUUUGAUACGGUCAAGGUGAAUGGUGAACUAGUGUCGCUCCCAUACGUCCAUCCAAUGGAGACAAUGAUGAUCUACAGAGCGCCGGGCAAUGCAACAGUGGUGGAGUCCCGCGGUCUGCUUCGUGUCCACUACACACAUCAAGGAUUCCUCAAUAUCUCCCUUUCAACCCUCUUCUACAAUGUUACCUGUGGUCUUUGUGGUGUUUUCAAUAGCAAUGCAACCGAUGACCUUCGCCUACCCAAUGGACGCCAGGCAGAGUCUAUCGAACAGUUCACAGAGGGCUGGCGGUCCAUUGCUGAUGAUCUUACCUGCAACGGUGACUGCGACGACCUGUAUCGCAUGUGCACAGACUUGCGUCUUUAUCAGAGCCCUUGGAUGUGCGGAAAUAUCAACGACCCCGGGAAUAGUUCCUUUCUUGCAUGUCACGCAGUGGUUAACCCCUCGCCAUUCUUCAGGAACUGUUUGUAUAACAUGUGCGUGAGGGAAGGGAACCGCUCAGCCCUGUGUUCUUCGCUGCAGGCUUAUGCCACCGCCUGUCAGGAUGCUCAAGUAGGACUUGCUUCAUGGAGGAGCGCCACCAACUGUCCUCUUCCCUGUCCAGAGAACAGUCACUUUGAUGAGUGCACCAGCGCCUGCCCUUUGACCUGUGCCAACUUGGACGAACCCGAAGAGCCGUGCCCCCUGCCUUGUCAGGAGGGGUGUCAGUGCGAAGACGGCUUCGCGCUGCGGGAUGGCCUGUGCGUGGCGCGCAGUGAUUGUGGCUGCAUCUACCACAGGCGUCAGCUGGCCACCAACCAGACUUUCUGGACAGACUGGGAGUGCCAGGAGCGCUGCUACUGCAAUGGCUCUGACAACACCGUAUACUGUCAGCUCGCGCCGUGUCACCCUGAGGAGUACUGCCAGGAGAAUGACGGCCUGUAUUUCUGCCAGCCGCGCUCUGAGGCCCUGUGUGUGGCAGCUGGCUAUGGACAUUUUUUGCCAUUUGGCGGAGUGCCGUUCGAGCUGCAGAGCUCUUGCACUCUCAGGAUGGUCACCACCAGAUGUGGGAGGGGGAACACGGCGCACGUACCCAUCACCAGAACUUUUCCUCCAUUUAAACUGGCGGUUCGUAACGAGGACAGAGACACGAGCCAAGCAAUUUGGGUGAGGGGUUUUGUGCUGGAGGUUUACGAGUAUGAAAUUGAAGCAUCUCGAAGCUACAGAAACACUGUCACGGUGAAUAAGGAGCGACUGUACCUUCCCCUGAAGCUGGGCCCAGGAAAGGUCAAUAUCUUCACCUUUGGCAUGCACCUCAUUUUGGAGACAGACUUUGGCCUGAAGGUGGCCUUUGACUGGAACACUCUCCUGCUCUUGACUUUACCCCGCGACCUCUACAACACCACCUGUGGCCUUUGCCAGGGGGUGCCUCUGUCCCCACCCACCCUUUCCACAACCGACUGGGGCAUGUCCUGGGCAGAGAGGGACACCUUUUGCCAGGUGGGCUGCGGUGACUCCUGCCCGCGCUGUGGCCUCGGAGAGAAAAUGAGGCUGUGUGGGUUACUUGUUGAUCGGGGAGGCGUGUUUGCACGUUGUCACAGCAAGGUGGCGCCAGCGUUCUUUUAUCAAAGCUGCCUCCAGGACACCUGCUUGGAUCAGGGAGCUCAGGAUACAAUCUGUAACUGGCUGCAGAUCUAUGCCAGCACCUGUCAGACCCAGGGGGUGCAUGUCACCGACUGGAGGAGCGACACACCGUGUGUCCAGAGCUGUCCACCUAACAGCCAUUACUCCAGUUGCAUGUCAGUUUGCCCGCCCCAGUGUGCACCAGCCCGCGGCCAGAGGGACUGCAGCCAGGACUGCGUGGAGGGCUGCCAGUGCGACCAGGGCUACGUGCUCAACGGCAAGAGCUGCAUCCUUCCUCAGAACUGUGGCUGCUAUACCGAUGGCAAGUACUAUGAGCCCAAGCAGCUGUUUUGGAACGCCGACUGCACCAAGCGCUGCCAGUGCAUCGGACGAAACCUGAUUCAGUGCAAUCCAAGGCGAUGCAAGGCAGAGGAGGAGUGCACCCUCCGGUACGGGGUUCGGGGCUGCUUUGCCCGCCGCUCCCAGCACUGCGUGGCGUCAGGCGGCGGAGUGUUCAGGACAUUCGACGGGGCGUCGCUGCGACUGCCGGCCUCGUGCUCCUUCGUCCUGUCCACAAACUGUCACAAGCUGCCCGACCUCUCUUUCCAGCUCAUUGCCAACUUUGAUAAAUGGAGCACGCCCAACCUCACCACCAUCUCACAUGUCUACCUGUAUAUAAAUGAGGAGAAUAUACUCAUCUCUGGCAGCACUGUCAAGGUUAAUGGCACACCAGUAUCCGUACCAUUUGUAACAGGGCUGAUGACACGCCUGUCCACAUCUGAGGGUUUCAUUGUCAUUGACACACCCCAGGACAUCCAGGUUCGCUACAACCGCUUUAACACCCUGAGCAUCACAAUGGGCCAGCGGCUCCAGAACAAGGUGUGCGGCCUUUGUGGGAAUUUCAAUGGGGACCCCAAUGAUGACUACAUCACCUCAAGGGGCAAGCCGGCUGUCAGCGCCCUGGAGCUGGCACAGAGCUGGAAGACCAACGGCAUGCAGAACAGCUGCGAUGAGACCCAGUACGUGGCUUUGGCUCAGUCCUGCGACAACUCUGCCAUCCUGGCUCUGCAGAGUGAAGAUGCCUGUCAGAAGCUCACCCAGCUCAAAGGCUUCUUCCAGCCAUGCCACGGCCUGCUGGAUCCCCGCCCCUUCUACCAGUCCUGCUACCUGGAUGGCUGCUACAAUCAUCGCAAGGCUCAGGUCUGUGGAUCACUGGCAGCCUAUGCAGAAGCCUGCCGGUCCAUGGGCACCCUCACGACCAAGUGGAUCACCCAGGAGAACUGCUCAGAAUGGAUCUAUGACCCCUGUGCAGGAGAGAUCUGCACAAACUUCACCUGUGAGCUGGAGAACGGAGGCGAUCUGUGUGGCUGUCCGGAGUUACCCACCAAUGCUGAAGGCGAGGAUGACAUCAUCCAAGCGGAGGUGACCUGUAAGCAUGCUCAGAUGGAGGUUUCCAUCUCCAAGUGUAAGCUCUUCCAGCUGGGCUUUGAACGCGAAGAUGUCCGGAUCAACGACGAGCACUGCGCUGGCAUUGAGGGAGAGGACUUCAUCUCCUUCCACAUUAACAACACUAAGGGACACUGCGGCUCCAUUGUACAGUCCAACGGCACACACAUCAUGUAUAAAAACACUGUGUGGAUAGAAAGUGUGAACAACACUGGGAACAUCAUCACCAGAGACAAGACCAUCAACGUGGAGUUUUCCUGCGCCUAUGAGCUGGACCUGAAGAUCUCACUGGAGACUGUCCUCAAGCCCAUGCUCAGCGUCAUUAACCUCACCCUACCGACCCAGGAAGGAAACUUCAUUACCAAGAUGGCUCUGUAUAAAAACUCCUCGUACCGCCAUCCAUACAGAGAGGGGGAGGUGGUGCUCAGCACUCGAGACAUCCUGUACGUAGGCGUCUUUGUGGAAGGAGCGGAUGAAAACCAGCUCAUCCUUAUAGUGAACAUGUGCUGGGCCACGCCGUCGCGCUACAGCAGUGAUCGACUCCGCUACAUCAUCAUUGAGAGAGGGUGCCCAAACAUUAAGGACAAUACCAUUGGCAUGGCAGAGAAUGGCGUAUCACUCACCUGCCGCUUUCACGUCACCGUCUUCAAGUUCAUCGGGGAUUACGAUGAAGUCCACCUGCACUGUGACGUUUCUCUGUGCGACUCAGAGACGAACGCCUGCAAAGUGAACUGUCCACAUAAGAGAAGAAUGUACUCAGAGGACAGUGACCAUAAAGAGCACAUACUGUCUGUGGGACCCAUAAGAAGGAGAGAGUCUGACUGGUGUGAGGAGAACAAUGGAGGCUGUGAGCAAAUCUGCACCAGUAAGGCCACUGGGCCCAUCUGCAGCUGUGUGACUGGGAUGCUGCAAAGAGAUGGGAAGAGCUGCCGGGCCGUGAGCUCAAGCAGUAACGUCACACCUGCGAUUCCUCUGCUGAGCGUCAGCGCUGCGAUCUCCGUGCUCCUGGCUCACCUUCACACUCUUCUCCUCUCCUAACGCUCUGUGAGCUAAGAGAAGGCAAUAAAUGACAAAGAUCAAACACACAAAAAGACUUGAAUAUGCACAAAGUAUCAUCAUUGAUUAGCCAAUAGAUCAGCCAGAAAGUCAAGACAGAAUAUACUGUACACCAACUAAUUUUUGUCUCCACAUUUCAUUGAUAAAAGGUAAGUCAGUUUUCUAGAUACAUGGACAGUCAGUCAGUUUCACUGCUUUGUUGUGUUUUUCUUCAUCCCCAUCUGCUUCUUUAUUUACAUUUAUCAGGACUCCCACUGUUUAUCACUCACCUAAAGCCACUAUGUGUAGAUGUUUUCAUGUAAUUAUAACAUAUUUUUACAAAUUUCUUUAUAGGAAAUUAACAUAUUACGCAUGCUACCACCAGAUGGUGCCAAAGAAAGUAAUUUUCCCAUCUAGAGAUACAAACUUGAAGGUACAACAGCUAAAAUCACACAGUGAUGUUUAUGGAAAGACAAUGGCUAAAUUAAAAAGAAACAGUAAUAUAACUGAUUAGUUAAAGAAAGCAUAAUUCUAAGUCAUCAGGGAAUGUGAAAUGUGAUCCCAUCUGUUUGUAUUUCUACUUGAUAUUAUUCUACAGUCACACUAAGGAAAGCAGUGGCUGGAGAUCACGACUGUGUGCAAUGAACUUGCAAAUUUUUUUUUGCCAUUGAAAUUGUUGCUUCAAAUACAGGAUCGGGUCUAUGACCACUUAGUCAGACCAUCUUUAAAAUGACCUUAGUGUAACAAAAAGAUGACGAUGACAACUAGUUGGCACUAUUGCAAAAAAAGGGUUGUAGACGAAUUGCAGACUGACUCAGAAUGAUUACAGCGGGCUAGCAAUUUGUCUGUGUUUGCAAACUUUUACCAAUCUGUCUGAGAACGAUUGCAGUCAAAGCCGGUUGCAUGGAGACGGGUUGCCUCCCACCAGGCAGUGUUUGCAAUUACCUUGCAGUAGAAAAUCAACUAUAUGUUUGCACUAAGUACUUGCAAGUAAAAAGUAAAAAAAACCAAAACACAGCAGUAAUCAGGCAACCAUCAGUUUUGGCUGUUUUUACUGUAGUGUGAGCUAUUCAUAAAUCCUCAUUCUGUCCAAACUGUGAUCAGAUCUUAAUGAGUAGGUGGGGUGCAACAACUACAAACCCUCAUGAUUGUGAUUUAAUUGAUUUACAGAGCCAUCAAAACGUAAACAUCAAACUAUUUUAUUAUUAAUUUAUGAAUAAAUGACAUUUAAACUGUAAAUUUCCCAUUUCUCAGUGGAGAGGUUUAUUAAAGUUACCUUUUAUAUUUUAAACUGAUAUUCCAAUAAAACAAAAAUGUAAAAUAGAAACUUUUAAUUUGAAUUUUUUUUUUUUAAUUAUGAACCAAGCAGUUAAUAGUUAUUGUGGUGACUUGACGUCAUUCAGUGGUCACAAGGUCACAUAUUCAUGACAUUUGGAUCGAAAUGGGAAAGAAGCUUGUUUAUAAGUACCAUAAACUAUAUAUAAAAGAUGGGCAUGGCAAAGUCCAGUCUUUGAAGCCUUGAGCUGAGGAUUCGCUGUCUUGGUGUGGUGAGACUGGGUGUGAGGACUGAAGGGUGGAGCUGACCGAAAAACCAAAUGUGCUUUAUGUUCGUGGGCUCGCUAAUCCCAUGUUGGGCCUGACCUAAAGGAUACCCUGGUCUGAAAACCAUCCAGAAACAGUAGCCCCCUCCUGACGCUUAAGCCCAAACUGCUUGGGCUUCACUUUUAUACCCAGCCUGAGUUUGACGCUACUCUGCUACUCAUGUGAUCAUGUACUUUCAUUUAGUAUUUUGAGAGUCUCCCCAAAAGUAUGAUGCUGUUUUAUGGACUGUAUGGCUCAGGUGUGACUUUUUGAUGAGAAGCUUAGGAAAGCAGGAAGAACUGAGGUUACUGUAUGUAACAUUUAAACAUGCUGUUUCUUAAAAAAAUGGCAAAACUGUACCGAUUUCAUUAAGAAACUGGCAACUGAGCAUCUGCAGAUGUGUGUCAGAGUGCAAACCUUUACCCAGAA
Messenger RNA from Oreochromis aureus, 8496 nucleotides. It is a transcript of the gene tecta, whose product is annotated as tectorin alpha. Gene Ontology annotation, molecular function: protein binding. Gene Ontology annotation, biological process: cell-matrix adhesion. The coding region runs from base 31 to 6489 and encodes 2152 amino acids. The transcript has 24 exons. The record is from RefSeq and is a predicted model, not a curated record. NCBI's taxonomy places the organism in Eukaryota, Metazoa, Chordata, Actinopteri, Cichliformes, Cichlidae.